Diaporthe amygdali is the source of this 2094-nucleotide messenger RNA. RefSeq names its product sulfate transporter. The coding region runs from base 1 to 2094 and encodes 697 amino acids. The transcript is spliced from 4 exons. The record is from RefSeq and is a predicted model, not a curated record. Gene Ontology annotation, cellular component: membrane. Gene Ontology annotation, molecular function: sulfate transmembrane transporter activity. Lineage: Eukaryota; Fungi; Ascomycota; Sordariomycetes; Diaporthales; Diaporthaceae. Gene Ontology annotation, biological process: transmembrane transport.
AUGAAAGUGGUCGACGCUGUGAAGAAUGACGUCCGCACGGAUGUGACCUGGAAUAAGGUCGGUCGGCUCACGACCAAGGCCGCGAGGGCUCUCCCUUCUGCCACCGCGCAAUAUCUGAUCGACAAGGUGCCUAUCGUGGGCUGGCUGCCUCGAUACAACCCCCGGUGGCUCAUCAACGACACCAUCGCGGGCUUGACAUUGGGCUUGAUGCUCAUUCCUCAAGGCCUCUCCUAUGCCUCACUUGCGACAAUUCCCAUUCAAUAUGGCCUGAUGUCGAGCUGGUUUCCAUCUGCGCUUUACGCCUUCAUGGGAACUACCAAAGAUUUAUCUACCGGUCCGACCUCCCUCAUCGGGCUCCUGACGUCGGAUAUCGUUGCGUCGUUCGGCGAAGAAUCACCAUACUCGCCUCAGCAAAUUGCGUCUGCGGUUGCCCUGUCCAUGGGUAUUUUUGGUAUUAUCAUGGGGUUCUUGAAGCUCGGCUUCUUGUUGGAAUUCAUCUCCAUCCCUAUCAUAACCGGAUUUAUCUCGGCUGUGGCCAUUACCAUCCUUCUCAACCAGAUGGGCUCUCUGCUUGGCUCCGACGUUUCAUCCGACGGUGCUGCCAGUCAAAUACAUGACGUCUUCGCUAAUCUGGGCGGAGCGAGUGGUCUAACAUGCGCCAUCGGCUUCUCAUGCAUCGCGUUCUUGACCAUCCUCGACAAGUCUGGGAAGCGAUGGGGUGACAAGAACAAGAUCAUUUGGCUUCUGUCCAUCCUCCGCGCUUUCCUCGCCUUGGUCCUCUACACAGGCAUCAGCUACGCCGUUAAUCAUAACCUUGACGCAGACGAUUACCUCUUCAAGGUGGUGAAGGUGAAAUCUAAUGGAUUGGAGACGCCUACAAUGCCUUCCAUGGACCUUAUUAGCCAGGUUGCUGGCAAGAGUAUCACCGUGUUCGUUGGCGCGGCUAUCGAGCAUACAGCAAUCGCGCGGGCGUUCGGUGUGAGAAAUGAUUAUAUUCCUGACCAGAGCCAGGAGCUCUGCUACUUCGGGGUUUGCAACUUUUUCAACAGUUUUUUCCACUCAAUGGGUGUCGGCGGUGCCAUGUCCAGGACAUCUGUCAACUCGUCCUGCAAAGUCAAGUCGCCAUUGUCCGGAUUUGUUACGACUGCUAUCAUACUGGUAUCUAUAUACAAGCUAGUUGGUCUUCUUUACUGGAUUCCUAAGGCGGCACUUGCGGCUAUCAUCAUCUGUGCGGUGUGGCCUUUGAUCUAUCCGCCCUCGACCUUCUACCGCUUCUGGAAGACCUCCCUCGCCGACUUCAUCACAUCAAUGCUGGCUUUCUGGAUCACGUUGUUCUACUCUACCGAAUUCGGUAUUUUUAUUCCCGUUGCCUUCAAUAUUGUCUACCUCAUCCUUCGUCAAACAUUUGCAUCCAUCACGGCGUCUGCUGUACCGCCACGCUCAGAACUAGCCUCUUCCCUCGACGCCGCGCGCGGCUUGCCACCUUCUCACGCCGCCGAUCAGAUGAUGCAAGAUGUCCACGUCUUCCGCUUCAACGAGUCGUUCUUCUUCCCCAACUCGCACCGCCUGACGGCACGCAUCCUAGAUUCGGUUCAAACUCAUCAUGGUCCCAUCUACAACGGUUCGCGGGGCGCUGAAAGAGAGCGUAACUGGUCCGUGGUGGCCGAGAAGCGGAUAAAGCGUCUCCGGUUGGCAGCCGGUGUCACUGACCCCUCGGCCCUGCCCCCUAUCGGCUUGGUCGUGCUCGACUUUGGAAGGGUCAACCACAUUGAUACCACUGCCGUAACGCAUCUCAAAACCCUAACUGCCGAAGUCUACAAGUACGGCGGCAAAGGUGUUGAGUUCCGCUUCGUGGACAUGAGCCCUUAUGUGCGGGAGAGGUUUGAGAGGGCCGGGUGGAAGAUUGUGGACGGCAGCGUACCGCUUGCUCUUUCAGAGGCAGAUGAAGCCAAACAGACUAGGCUAUUCAACUCUGUCGCCGAGGCGGUCAUGACGCCCAGAAUGAGGGACUCGUACUUCGAAGAGCAAUUUCUGGAAAAGUCAGACACGGUCAACACGCUGAAACCGACUGCUUCUUACUUGGAAGAUGCCUGA